CGUUAUGGUGGUUUUGAGAACGUUGGUGCCACGGUUGAUGAUUGCAAAAAUUUUAGGAAGCGAAUUAAUAGCUAUAUAGGAGAAUAUGAUGCUGAUAUGGUGAUUAAUAGGAUGACUGACAAAAAACAGUAUUUAGCUGAUUAUUCGUUUGAAUAUUCUGUUGAUGAUGGCAAACGGUUAACUGGUUUGUUCUGGGCUGAUGGUUUAUGCAAGCUUAACUAUAUGGAAUUUGGGGAUGUGAUAUCGUUCGAUGCAACUUUCAAGACAAACAGGUACAAGAUGGUGUUUGUUCCGUUCACUGGCAUUGACAACCACUGUCGAAAUGUAACAGUCUUAGCUGGGUUGUUGGCAUCAGAGAGUAUUGAAUCAUAUAAAUGGCUUCUGAAUUCAUUUUUAAAGUCAUUUGGUCAGCAGCCAAAUGUUGUAGUAACGGAUCAAGACCCUGCUAUGAAACAGGCUAUUGAGGAGUUUUUUGUUAUAGGCUGA
Helianthus annuus (common sunflower) is the source of this 486-nucleotide messenger RNA. Its product is annotated as protein FAR1-RELATED SEQUENCE 6-like. NCBI's taxonomy places the organism in Eukaryota, Viridiplantae, Streptophyta, Magnoliopsida, Asterales, Asteraceae. The record is from RefSeq and is a predicted model, not a curated record. Bases 97 to 486 code for a protein of 129 amino acids. Gene Ontology annotation, biological process: regulation of DNA-templated transcription. The transcript is spliced from 3 exons.